Raphanus sativus (radish) is the source of this 1144-nucleotide messenger RNA. RefSeq lists its product as uncharacterized. The record is from RefSeq and is a predicted model, not a curated record. Lineage: Eukaryota; Viridiplantae; Streptophyta; Magnoliopsida; Brassicales; Brassicaceae. The transcript is spliced from 4 exons. Bases 199 to 690 code for a protein of 163 amino acids.
AGAACAAGGGACAACUCCAUGCCUCGUCUCUCUUCUCUCGCCUAACAACACUACCCACACGCCUUUCAUCAUCCUUUCUCUACUCCCUUCUUUUAUUUAUCUUCUUACCGCCAUAGCUCUAGCUUGCUUGCAACAGAGGCUCUAAAGUUAACCUUAAGGUUUUAUUAGGUUUUUUGUUUGUUGGAAAAGAAAGAAACGAUGAAUCAGUGGGCGGUCCAGCCAAACGAUCAGAUUGUUGUUGUUUGCCCAAAACCACGUCGUAUUGCUAUCCGUAACCCUUCCCUUUACCACCAUCCCGCUCGUUCUCUCCGUUGUUACUUCAGCCAUCAACAAGUGGAGGUCUGUGAAUCCGAGGCAGAGACUGAUAUCUUAGAUAUCAUACUCACAAAGGAUGGUUAUGGUGCGGAACAAGUUCAUCACACGAAGAUACUAGACUCGCCGUCCCCGUUUUUAUGUGGGUCGCCGCCGAGCAGAGUCGCUAACCCUUUAACACAGGAUGCUCGUUUCAGAGAUGAGCUCUCACUGGUCUCCUCACCGAUGCCGACUCCGCUGGGCCAACCUCAGUCCUCCUCAGGGAGGAAUGGAGGAUGUGUUAGAGGCAAUUUUGGUAACAGCCCAGCGGUUAGGAUAGAAGGGUUCGAUUGUCUCGACAGGGACAGUAGAAACUGCAGCAUCCCUGCCUUGGCAUGAGAACCCAACCUUAAAAAACACCACCAUACUCUGUUGAAUUAGCUCAAAAAACCCAUUAGUGUCUCGUGUGUAUAUAUAACGAGUUAAGGGUCUGGAAAAUUGAAUUCGUUGAAAAUCUUUGAGGGAAGCUGAGAGAGUAAACGAGAGAUCGAUCCUUUUGGAGUUCUUAAAGAGUGUAAAUAGGUGCAAUUUUCUGGGCUGAGUUUGUAGUAAUAAUGGUCAUUUUGUAAAAAUAGUAUUAAGGCAGAAAAACAGUUGUUGAGGAGAGAAUAAAAAGAUUAUUAGGUUUUUGGAGAAAUAUUAAUAUUAGGUUAUUGUGUAAAUAGAGAGAUAGAGACAGAAAAGAAGUCUUCUUUUGUUUUUCUUUUGGUUGAGUUUGUUUAGGAAGAAUAUGAGAAAAAAGAAUUUGUACAAAAGGAAAGAAAUUCAAAUGAUACUGUAUUUUACUUUGAAA